AUGUCAAACUCAACAUCCACUCCUCCUGAUCCUUCGGAUACUACUGCAGCCCUUCGUCCGGACGAUAUCGAUCAACAAGAACUUGCGAACUUUGAUAUGAAACACGAUGAUCCUGAUCCUCAGCAAAUGCUGUUAUCUUCAGUGGAUACCUUACACGUUCCUGCUGCCAUUCCAUUAGCCUCUUCAACCCCAUUCCAACAGCCAGCUGUAUACUUGCAGCAGAGUCGACCAGAUACACAUACCAUCCCACUGAACAAACGAAAAAAUGCCGAUGAUACUAAUGAGUCAGAAGAAAAUGGACGUAAUAUUUACAGAUACCAUAAGAAGAUCUAUGGAAAACCAGUUUAG
Messenger RNA from Didymodactylos carnosus, 348 nucleotides. NCBI's taxonomy places the organism in Eukaryota, Metazoa, Rotifera, Eurotatoria, Philodinida, Philodinidae. The record is from the annotation of a GenBank genome assembly.